This is a messenger RNA of Melospiza melodia melodia, 3408 nucleotides long. RefSeq names its product putative per-hexamer repeat protein 5. NCBI's taxonomy places the organism in Eukaryota, Metazoa, Chordata, Aves, Passeriformes, Passerellidae. Bases 1181 to 2443 code for a protein of 420 amino acids. The transcript has 2 exons. The record is from RefSeq and is a predicted model, not a curated record.
CUCAGGUGCGGCGGUGAGACCUUCAGGUGCCAAGGAGGGACCCUCCAGGUGCUGAGGAGAGAUUCUCAGGUGUGAGGGAGGGACCCUCAGGUGUGGCGGUGAGACCUUCAGGUGUGGCGGUGAGACCUUCAGGUGUGAGGGAGGAACUCCCAGGUACCGAGAUGCCACCCUCAGGUGCGGCGGUGAGACCUUCAGGUGCCAAGGAGGGACCUCCAGGUGCUGAGGAGAGAUUCUCAGGUGUGAGGGAGGGACCCUCAGGUGUGGCGGUGAGACCUUCAGGUGUGGCGGUGAGACCUUCAGGUGUGAGGGAGGAACUCCCAGGUACCGAGAUGCCACCCUCAGGUGUGGCGGUGAGACCUUCAGGUGCCAAGGAGGGACCUCCAGGUGCUGAGGAGAGAUUCUCAGGUGUGAGGGAGGGACCCUCAGGUAACGAGGGACGCUCAGGUGUCAGUGAGAAACUUCCAGGUGUGAGAGGGGGACCUUGAGGUGUCAAGGAGGAACCCCCAGGUACCGAGGAGACGGGCCCCAGGUGUGAGGGAAAGAGGGGGAGAGGGGGAAGGUGAGUGUGCAACGGGGCCCAGGCGUGCAACGGGAUCUCAGUGUGCAAUGGGGUCGGGGCUUAAGACUGUGAAAGGAUCCAGGUGUGCAACAGGAUCCAGGUGUGCAAUGGGAUCCAGGUGUGCAAUGGGAUCUGAGCGUUGCAACAGGAUCCAAGUGUGUAAUGGGAUCCAGGUGUGCAAUGGGAUCCGGACACGGGAAUGUGAUAGGACCCAAGUGUGCAACGGGAUCCAAGUGUGCAACAGGAUCCAGGUGUAAAAUGGGAUCCAGGUGUGUAACAGGAUCCCAGUCUGCGACAGGGUCCGAGUGUGCAGUGGGAUCCAGGUGUGUAACAGGAUCCAGGUGUGUAACAGGGAUCCAGGUGUGUAACAGGGAUCCAGGUGUGUAACAGGAUCUCGGUGUUCAAAGGGAUCCGAGUGUGCCACGGGAUCUGGACUUAAGACUGUGAAAGGAUCUGAGUGUGCAACGGGAUCCGAGUGUGCAACGGGAUCCGGGGUGUGCAACGGGAUCCGAGUGUGCAACACGAUCCGGGUGUGCAACGGGAUCUGGACAUGGGAAUGUAACAGGAUCUGAGUGUGCAACAGGAUCUGGGCGUGCAACGGGAUCUGGACAUGGGAAUGUGAUGGGAUCCAAGUGUGCAGCGGGAUCCAGGUGUGCAACAGGAUCUGGAAAAGAGAAUGUAACAGGAUCUGAGUGUGCAACGGGAUCUGGGUGUGCAAUGGUAUCUGAAUGUGUAACAAGAUCCCAGUGUGCAACGGGAUCCGAGUGUGCAACAGGACCCAAGUGUGCAAUGGGACCUGGAUAUGGGAAUGUAACAGGAUCCAAGUGUGCAACGGGAUCCGAGUGUGCAACAGGAUCCAGGUGUGCAACGAGAUCUGGACACGGGAAUGUAAUGGGAUCUGAGUGUUCAAAGGGAUCCGAGUGUGUAAGGGGAUCCGAGUGUGCAAUGGGAUCCGGGUGUGCAAUGGGAUCUUGGUGUUCAAAGGGAUCCGAGUGUGCAACGGGAUCUGAGUGUGCAACAGGAUCCAGACACGGGAAUGUGACGGGAUCUGAGUGUGCAACGAGAUGCGGGCGUGCAACGCGAUGCCUGUGUGAAAUGGGACCCAAGUGUGCAAAAGGGUCCAAGUGUGCAACGGGAUCUGGACUUCAGACUGUGAAAGGAUCCCAGUGUGCGACAGGAUCCGAGUGUGCAACGGGAUCCAAUUGUUCAAAGCAAUCUGAGUGUGCAACAGGACCCGAGUGCGCCCUGGGACCCGAUUGUGCAAGGGGGUUUGGGCGUGCAAGGGGGUUUGGGCGUGCAAGGGGCUCUGGGCGUGCGCGGGUGUGCGCUGAGUGUGCAACGGGACAUGGACAGCGGGCGCCGGGACGUGGACGUGGGCAUCCGGUGGGACGUGAGCGUGCAACGGGAGCUGAGUGUGCAACAGGAGAUGGACCUGGGCGCCCGGCGGGAUCUGAGCGUGCAACAGCAGCAGCAGCGCAAGCUGAGCGUGCAACAGCUGGAGGCGCAGCGGCGGCUGAGCGUGCAACAGGAGCUGGGCGUGCAACGGGAGGUGGAGAUCCAGAGGAAGCUGAGCGUGCAACAGGAGCUGGGCGUGCAACGGCAGCUGGAGCUGGGCGUGCAGUGGGAGCCGGGCGUGCAACGGGAGCCGGGCGUGCAACGGGACGCGGAGAUGGGCGUGCAACAGGAGCUGGGCGUGCAAGGAGCGCCCGGCGCGCUGUGGGACGUGGAGAUGGGCGUGCAGCCGGAGAUGGGCGUGCAAGGACACGUGGGCGUGCAACAGGAGCUGCCGGACGCGGACAUGGGCGUGCAAUGGGAGCCGGGCGUGCAAGGGGAGCUGCUGGGCGGUGCAACAGGCGGCGGAGGCGGGCGUGCAACAGGACGUGAUGGUGCAAGAGGCGAUGAUUGUGCAAGAGGCGAUGAUUGUGCAACGAGACGCAAACGUGGCGCCGGACCCGGGCGUGCAAGAGGCGCCGAGUGUGCAACGGGAGGCGCCGCCGGGCGUGCAAGAGCCCCUGGGCGUGCAAGGGGACGUGGGAGUGUGACCGGGCGUGCAAAGGGGGGGGUGGGGUCCCCCUCAGGGCCGGGCACGCGCGUGUGCGAGGCUUGCACGCGCAUGUGGGGGUGAUGGCAGCCCCGUGCACGCGCGUGUGCAAGGAUCACACACUCACUGUCACGUGUCCCUUGCACGCUCACACCGCGUGUCGCGUGCUCACAAUGUGCCCUUGCACACUCACACACACCCCUUGCACACUCACAGCCGCUCUGACACGCCUUGCACACUCACAGCUUGCACUCAGCCGCCCCUUGCACACUCACAGCUCUCCCCUUUGCACACCCACGGACACACACCCACACACACACCCCUUGCACACUCACAGCGUCUCUGACGCACAGCCCUUGCACACUCGUGGCUCACACACUUGCCCCGUUCCUUGCACACUCACGCAAAACUCUCAACCCCCUUUGCACACUCCUGUGCCUCUCCUGUCCCUCCCCUUACACACUCGUGUGCAACACACUCACCCCCACACUUUGCACACUCACCGACUCCCCCUUGCAAACUCGCCCCUCCCCCUUGCACACGCACAUUCACGUGCGACACAAUCACCCCACCCCUUGCACACUCACCGAACCCCCUUGCACACCCACCCCCAUCCCUUGCACACCCACCGACCCACCCUUACACGCGCAUUCACACCCCUUACACACUCGCGUGCAACACGCCCGCCCCCACACGUUGCACACUCACCCCUUGCACACGCGCGUGCCCCUCCCCCCCUCCCUUUCACACUCGCCCCUCCCCCCCUUUGCACACGCGCUCUGAGCCACUCCCCCUUUUACACGCGAGC